ACUCUUCGUAUACUCUCAUUCACCCCUUUGAAUGUGUGUGUGUUUAUAUGUGUAUAUAUAUAUAUAUAUAUAUAUGCAAUUAUCUGUUUCAUCAAUAGUCUGCUCUUCAGGGGGAGAAUCAUAGAGUUGAAGCGCGGCUCACGGAUACGCGUGGAUUGCCGUGAAAUCCUUUGUGGAUUUGGGUUAUUUAACAUAAACGAAGGAGGGAAUAGAAGGGCUUUUCGUUGCGGCUUACCUGGUACGCGAUUUGGAGUUUGGAAUUGCUAUAGCUAUGGAGGCUUCUUCUACUAUGGUGAUCAAGGUCAAGUAUGGGGAUAUGCUUAGGCGUUUCAAUGCCGAGAUUGUUGAGGAGGAUCUGAAUCUCAGUAUGGAUGGACUAAGAAAGAAGAUCCUUUCCCUCUUCAGCCUUGCUCCUGAUACUGAGCUGAUGCUCACUUAUAUUGAUGAAGAUGGUGAUGUUGUUACUCUUGUUGACAAUGAUGAUCUUCACGAUGUGGUGAAGCAGGCUCUAAAUCCAUUGAGAAUUACUAUUAAGGUGAAUGGUGAAAAAAAUGGCAGACAGUAUAAUUGUUCAACUCCCUUGAGGUCGCCGGGAGUGCAACAACCGCUUCAGAAUCUGAAUACUGGUGUCUCUGAGCUUCUGAGAACAGUACCGGAGCCUCUACGUGAAACACUUGUGAAACUCUCAGCUGAUUUGGUAUCUAAAGUAUCUUCCUCUGCUCCUGGUAUUACUGAGCUUGUUGACCAUCUCUCAAAAGUGCGCUUAUCCUACUUGGGUCAGCUUUCGGAGGACCAACCUAGGGCAAAGUCUAGCAUGCAGGAUGAUGUUCCUGAAAGCAGCACAGCUGCAAGAGAAACCAAUGAGCUCUUCAAGGUUGGCACAAUAUUGGAGGCUUUAUCCAAUGUAAGAUCUGAGCUAUCUUCCAGAAACAAUGAGAGCUUGGAUAAACUUAAACCUGAGGUAACCAUGGGAAGGGAUGCUGGAGAAAGUGUGGAGAAAACGUCUUUUGGCUAUAAUCACAUGGUGGGACUUGACUCUCAGAAUAUGAAUGUUGUGGAGCCUGGUGGUGAUUCUUCACAGAAGUCAGAGCUAGUGUGUCCUGAAUCAGAUGUUGCUUCCCAUAGGAUGGGUAGGAAAGAAAAAGUCAAGAAGAUCACUGAAUUUCAUGUAGAUGGGAAGACUCAUUUGACAACUCAUCAGCCACCUAUCGUAAAUAAUGUUGAGAAGUUUGCAAAUAAUACUGCCACUGGAAAGGAGGUUAAUAAUCCUACUCAGCCUAAACUUGCACCAAACACUGCAAAUCUCAUGGCUUCUGAUCGUAUGGGGGCUGACUUUGUUGAUGACACGAGAUCUGGAUCACCUGAUGGUUUUAGGAAAUUUCCAGGUUCAACAUGGUUACAUGGUCCUGGAAGUUCAAAUUCUCCAGGCUUUAUUUCUGGUCCUACUCCAAUGGUCGAAUGCCCGUUUUCUGGUAUCGCUUUAGGAAAUGUCUCAGCUGCUCCACCACAUCCUACUUCUGAGGCAGUUCCCUUUAGGAGGAGCGUUAGUCAAAAUGAUGGCAGUUGGAAUAUCUUCCAUCGCGGGGUUCGUUGUGAUGGUUGUGGUGUCCAUCCCAUCGCUGGCCCUAGGUUCAAGUCGAAAGUAAAGGUGGACUAUGACCUGUGCAGCAUUUGCUUUGAAAAAAUGGGAAACUAUAGUGACUAUAUCAGGAUGGAUCGCCCAGCAAUUUAUCGACACCAUAUGUCUUUUAAGGGGUGUCAUGAUGCUCGAGGUAGGGACCGGGGUCCAACUUUACCACAGGUUUGCAGGGGUUUGAAGGCCAAGCUCGACAGUCGCUUCAUUCAAGAUGUAAAUGUAAUGGAUGGUACCGCUAUGGCACCUUUAACUCCAUUUACCAAGAUAUGGCGGAUGAGAAACAAUGGUACAGCUGUGUGGCCCCAGAAAACACAACUUGUUUGGAUUGGAGGAGAUAAAUUGAGUCAUACACUUUCUGUUGAAGUAGAGAUUCCUGCAGCUGGUUUGCUGAUAGACCAGGAGCUUGAUGUUGCAGUUGAUUUCGUUUCUCCUGGGCUUCCAGGGCGGUAUAUCUCGUACUGGAGAAUGGCCUCACCAUCUGGCCAGAAGUUUGGGCAGCGCGUUUGGGUUCUCAUCCAGGUUGAUGCUUCUGUUAAAGAGACACCACGAGAGAGUAUCAGGAACUUGAACCUGAACUUACCCCCUGUAAGCAGCUGCUUAACUGGUCCUGAAAUUAUUAAUGUCGAUUCAGAACCAACAGUAGAAGAGAGGCAACAUCCUGAGCCUGAUAACUCUAAAAGAACUGUGGAAUUAGUGCAACAAAACAUGACUGAGCAGGAAUUGAAGUUUCCAAUCAACGAUAGCUUGUUGGUUGGCAAUGGAGCAUCAACCUCUCUUCCCACUUCUGCUGGUUCAUCAGUUUCAUAUCCUAACAUUGAUCUAGCUGAUGUGGGUCCAGCUCUCCCUUCUGUACUCCCCACUAUGCUUUACCCACUGCCACAACCAACAUCAUCUGCAGCACCUGUUCCGGGUGCAAAGAAAUCUGCAGUGGACCUCCCUGGAAAGAAGCAAGUAGAGGAGGAACUUCUUAGAGAACUCGAUGAGAUGGGCUUCAAACAGGUUGAUCUAAACAAGGAGGUCUUGAGGACGAAUGAGUAUGAUUUGGAGCAAUCUGUAGACCAUCUUUGUGGUAUUGCUGAGUGGGAUCCUAUACUUGAGGAGCUCCAGGAGAUGGGUUUUCACGAUACCGAAAUGAACAAGAUGCUGCUGAAGAAAAAUAAUGGAAGUAUCAAGCGUGUAGUCAUGGAUCUUAUCGCUGGAGAGAAGAUGUAGUACAUGAACAUUAUUGUAAAUGCUGUCAAAAUAAAUGCCAGUGACGAGAGAAACAACUUAUUAGUGUAACCCCUUUCAGUUCCAUGUCUGGCUAGAUUCUGCCUGUCUUGAGUCUGAUUUGUGCUGUUGAACUUGUGGCUGCUGUUACUUAUACAAGUGAUGUAUCCUCUUUAGAUCUCAAAGUCCCCGAUGCAUGGAGAUCACUUUCUUUUUGUCCCCUUGGGUUUUGUUAGUUGCAGAAUGUCGUGUCCCGCCGUGUCUGAGGUAGAAUGUAUAUCAGCUGAUGCCAUGAUAUCUUUAGUAAAAAUGUAGAGAGAAACAAUAAUGCAGCCAUCAAGAGAAAUCUAAUGCAGAGAUUGGGAUGAAGAGUGAUAGAAGGGGAAGGAGACGAGAAGAGAGAGAUAUCAGUUGAUGAGAGAGUAGAAUUCUGAAUAAAUACUUUGCUUGUUAUAUCAUUGUACUGAAUAUAAAGCUACCAUCACUUCUCUCCACAAUAGAAGGAAAUCUUGAAUGAGAAA
Sesamum indicum (sesame) is the source of this 3366-nucleotide messenger RNA. Its product is annotated as protein JOKA2. NCBI's taxonomy places the organism in Eukaryota, Viridiplantae, Streptophyta, Magnoliopsida, Lamiales, Pedaliaceae. The record is from RefSeq and is a predicted model, not a curated record. Gene Ontology annotation, molecular function: zinc ion binding; protein binding.